This is a messenger RNA of Uranotaenia lowii, 5078 nucleotides long. It is a transcript of the gene sl, whose product is annotated as 1-phosphatidylinositol 4,5-bisphosphate phosphodiesterase gamma-1. Gene Ontology annotation, biological process: phospholipid catabolic process; positive regulation of epithelial cell migration; phosphatidylinositol-mediated signaling. The coding region runs from base 1060 to 4689 and encodes 1209 amino acids. The record is from RefSeq and is a predicted model, not a curated record. Gene Ontology annotation, molecular function: phosphatidylinositol-4,5-bisphosphate phospholipase C activity; protein binding. NCBI's taxonomy places the organism in Eukaryota, Metazoa, Arthropoda, Insecta, Diptera, Culicidae. The transcript is spliced from 13 exons.
UUCGUACGUUUCGUCGGAUCAGUUCGAUACGCGUAACCUACGGAAGUUUUUCGGAAAAAUUGUAUCGCCUAUAAAUCUAUGCAAACUGCGCCAAAAUCGCCAAUAUAAACAUUAAUCAAAAGAUAAACGUGUUUGUCAAGUAAUGAAAUAGAAUGUGAUCAAGUGGAUUAACCAUAAGAGUGAAAAAAUCGAUCGUUUUUUUUGUUUCCGCAGUGCAAUCUGGUAGAGAACGUUUUCACUUUUUUUUUUCCUUUUUCUUCUACUCUUCGCACAACACGUGUGGGUGUAUUCGUAAUCUUCGUAAUAUGGUUGAAUGAAUCCUUCGAAUUCAUCGUGUUUGUUUGUGUUCAUUUUUGGAAACACUGGAGAAGCCCAAGCCGAAAAUAAACGUUCAUCAGGCCAUUAAAGUCAUUAUUACAAUUAAUAACGAGCCAAGAAGAGCAUAACAGGAGAAAAAAAACAAAGAAAAUGGUUUAAUCGUUUUUAAAUACUCAGAUAACUGCAAAGUCAAUGAUAGCGUUUUCGUUUAUAGUACUGGACAAGUGGCACUUUUUCUUAAUAAACAAACAAAAUCGACACCCGAUGCAAAUAUAUGAUUGCUACCCUCGCCCCACACUGGCAACUUUCUAGGGUUGCAACCAUUGCAACCGCUUGCUGGAGGUUCAAAACUCGGGCAAAACUGGUGUACUUUAUAAAUGAAUAUACAAUGACAACAGUUGAGGCAAAACUCUUGGAGAACUAGGUUGGCUUUGCUCAUAAACAAAAAAUGUUACUUCGUUAUUUUGAAGUUAUACGUAACUUAUAUAGGAGCGUUCACCUUUUUACAAUUCAAUAUCCGAUGAGUGAGCUCUAUACAACUAAACAAACACCAACUGUUAUCACAUCACACUCUUUUCGACAGGAAAAAUACCAUCACUCUCAGUUGAGCUGUUAGUUGGAUCGCACGCACGAAAUCACUGCGAGUAGCAUAACUUGAUAUCAUUUGAUCACCGCUUUGAAUCUGGGCAGAGGGCCCAUAGCUUUUUUUGUAUCAGCAAAUCACCAUUGCCCACAACAGUGAUGAGUUUCAGCAGCAUCAGCCUUCCCGGGCUGGGUGAGAUGGAGCAAAUCAUUUGCAGUCUGGAACGUGGCACUUUAAUCCAGAAGUUCUAUCCUCGUCGGAAACCGGAAAAGAAGACUCUUAUGUUACGACGAGAAACGCGACAGAUAACAUGGUCUUCUCCGUCGCAGAACAACCGGGCCAAUUUUGAAGGAGCAUUGGAGUUGCGAGAGGUUAAAGAAAUACGUACCGGAAAAGGUUCGAAAGAUUUCGAGAAAUGGCCAGAGGAAAUAAAAAAGAUCGAGCAACGGAAAUGUUUUGUCGUUUUCUACGGAAACGAAUUCAAGUUGCGGUCACUGUCGGUCGUUGCUUUAUCGGAAAAAGAAUGCGACAUGUGGAUCAAAGGGUUGAGAUACAUGGUAUCGGACACAAUCAACGCACCGUAUUGGCUCCAGGUUGAACGGUGGUUGCGAAAAGAAUUUUAUGCAAUGGAAAAUCCCCGAGAGACUGUAACUCUUAAAGAGGUGAAAUCUUUCCUGCCCAAAGUCAAUUGUAAAAUAACCACAGCCAAGCUGAACGAAACCUUCCACGACGUCGAUUGUCGGCGUCGAAACGAGCUAGGUUUCGACGAUUUUUCUCGUUUAUAUCAAAAACUGAUGACGUCACCUAGCACUAUUCAGGAUUACUUUGACGGAUCGAUGCCUUAUUCUAAAAAUGGACAAACCGUUACCCUGAAGGAGUUUGAAAAAUUUCUCCAUGAUGUACAGAAUGAUCCCAUGGGAAACGAUGAUAAUGCUGUCUCUAAUUUCAUACGAGAGUAUGUUCAAGAUCCUAUUCGAGACGUACAAGAACCUUAUCUGAAAAUACAGGAGUUCAUAGAUUUUUUAUUUUCUCGGCAAAACGAGAUAUGGAAUCGCAGUUUUGAUACCGUGUAUCAGGACAUGAAUCGACCCCUUGCUCACUAUUGGAUAUCGUCGUCGCAUAAUACAUAUCUCACGGGAGAUCAAUUUUCUAGUGAAUCGUCUGUAGAAGCUUACGCUCGGGCUUUGCGCAUGGGUUGCCGCUGCAUCGAGUUGGAUUGUUGGGAUGGGCCAGACAAUAUGCCUCUCAUCUUCCACGGACACACUUUUACUACCAAGAUAAAGUUUAUGGACGUCAUCCGGACGAUCAAGGAGCAUGCCUUCGUAACUUCUGAAUAUCCGGUCAUAUUGUCAAUUGAACAAAAUUGCUCAUUGGCUCAGCAAAGAAAAAUGGCAAAUGCAAUGGUAGAUGUAUUUGGCGAUAUGUUAUUAACCCAGCAAGUUGAAAAGAAUGAAGUACAAUUGCCAUCGCCUUAUCAGUUGAGAAAAAAGAUCAUUUUGAAGCACAAAAAAUUACCGGAAAACGGAGGGAAGUUAGACGAAGGUGUGAUUCCAAACGACGGAGCUCUUAUACGGUCCGAUGACAACGAACUGGACAUAAGGAAUACCGUUAAAAAUGGUAUCCUUUUUCUAGAGGACCCCGUGGAUAAAAUAUGGAAUCCUCAUUUUUUUGUAUUGACCCAGCACAAACUGUUCUAUACAGAUAGCCAACGUUCCGAACGGGAAGAUGUUCGUGAUGAUGAAUUCGAAAAUACCUUUCCUAAAACGAAAGAAAGUGUUACCAAUGACGAACUACACUUUGGGGAAAAUUGGUUCCAUGGGAAGCUCUCUGGGGGGAGAGAGGAAGCGGAAAAAUUGCUGCGCCAGUACGCUCAUCUUGGUGAUGGGACAUUUCUCGUGCGUGAGAGUGUCACUUUCGUUGGGGACUACUGUUUGUCCUUUUGGCGCCAAGGAAAACCAAAUCAUUGCAGAAUCAAACUGAAACAGGAUAAAGGUGUUACAAAGUUUUACUUGAUGGAAAACAAUUUGUUUGACAGUCUAUACAGUUUAAUCAUUCACUACAGACAAAAUCCUUUGAGGAGCUCGGAAUUUUAUAUAACGCUUAAAGAACCUGUCCCUCAGCCGAAUAAACACGAAAGCAAAGAAUGGUAUCAUCAUAAUACAACUCGUGAGCAGUCAGAGAUAAUUUUACACCAGAUGCAACAUGAUGGUGCCUUUUUAGUAAGGCCUAGUGAUAAAGGGCCAAAUGCGUUCGUUAUUUCGUUCAGGGCACACAAAAAGAUAAAACACUGCCGCAUAAAAGUGGAAGGCAGAUUGUAUGGCGUUGGUGGAAUGGAUUUCGAGAGCUUAAUAGAUCUGGUAAAUUUUUAUAUGAAGCAUCCGUUGUACAAAAAAGUGAAACUCACCCAUCCCAUACCAAAAGAUAUGCUUAAGAGAAUAAACACAAUGAACGGUCCUGAAGACAACGGAGCAUACAGUUAUAUGGAUCCGUCAGCUAUGAAUGAAAAACUCACCGUGAAGGCUCUCUUUGAUUACAAAGCGCAACGAGAUGAUGAGCUCUCGUUUUGUAAGCAUGCAAUAAUCACAAACGUCGACAAGAAAAAUAAUGAGCUUUGGUGGACCGGAGAUUAUGGUGGUAAAAAGCAGCAUUACUUUCCAGCGAAUUACGUACAAGAAAUCAGUACGUCUGACGGCAAUAGCGAUGACAGUGGAAGUGAGUCACACAUGUUAGGUAGCCUUCAGAAAGGUUCCUUGGAUGUACAUGGUGCAGUAGUGGAACUGUGCUACGGACCACAUCCAGAGUUGGAACGUAUCCUCCGUAUUCAAAAUCCUUCAAUGCAAAAUGUUUUUGAAAUAGGGGUACAAACUAAAGAACAAGCUAUUGAAUGGAUGAUUUCAAUUAAGGAAACUGCCCAAAAUGCUAGUGCUCUGGAAGACGAACGUCGACGGAUGGAACGGAACUCUAGAGUAGCGAAAGAGAUGUCCGACAUAAUAGUAUACUGUAGAAGUGUACCUUUUAAAAACACAGGUUGGGUGUUUUAUGAAAUGUCUAGUUUUCCAGAAACGAAAGCGGAAAAAUAUUUUCUGCAGCAGGAAAUGAAAAUGUUUGUCCGAUAUCACCGCAACCAAAUAAGUAGAGUGUAUCCAAAAGGGCAAAGACUGGACUCUUCAAAUUAUCACCCCGUAGCGUUGUGGAACACGGGAUCUCAAAUGAUCGCUCUCAACUAUCAAACACCUGAUAAACCAAUGCAAUUGAAUCAAGCCAAAUUCCGCGACAACGGAGCUUGUGGCUACAUUUUAAAACCAGAUUUUAUGUUCCGAGACGAGUUUGAUCCGAAUGAUCCAAACACUUUGAUUGGUGUUGAUGAAAAAAUCAUAAAUAUACGUGUUAUCGGAGCUAGGCAUCUCUGCAAAGGGGGGAGGAACAUCGCCAGUCCACUUGUAGAAAUUGAAUUGCUUGGAGCCCAAUUUGAUGCUGGCAUCAAACACAGAACACGAGCUGUAGCUGACAAUGGUUUCAACCCAAUUUGGAACGAAAUAUGUGAAUUUAGAGUUAUAAACCCUUAUUUUGCAAUGCUCCGUUUUGAGGUGCAAGAUGAAGAUAUGUUCGGCGAGCCGAAUUUUAUUGGUCAAGCAGUGUACCCAAUCAAUUGUCUACGUACCGGUUACAGAAGCGUUCUGCUGAAAAAUAAAUAUAGUGAAGAGCUGGAACUAGCCACUCUCCUUGUUAACAUAAGUAUUCGCACUGAACAGAACGGAAACAGUCGUUCUAAUAAUCAUUUCAGUUAGCUGUAAGUCUACAAAAGUAGUCAAUUUUGAAGACUAAGUUUUUAUCACUAGUCGAAUCUUUCGGAUAACUUUAGAUAUCUAUCCCAUAAUGGAGGACUUCUACAACAAAGUAUUAUUUAUUUGAAACUAGAGUAAAGAUGGAAUGCAUUUGAAACGCAACAACCAGCAAACAUAAACCUGAAGUUUAUAAGUGCCUAAUUAACAUAAGUAUCAAUCUUAAUGAUCAGGUGUGUUGAAUGUUUAGUGAAAAUAGGGUGAGUGUUAAAGAUUUUUCUAUAUACUGUAGUUGAGUAUUUGUUGUUAGGUGUUUGUUUUAUCAUUGUUGAUUUAUGACAAACUCUGGAAAAAGUGAAAAACAUAUUUAUUAUAUUAAUCCUUUCUACUUGGAA